AUGAGUGACUUGGAGGAUGACAAUGAUUUUAUACCAAUCCCAUCAAAAUCCAAGAUAAAAUCCACCCUUCCUCGUAAAAAAAAGACCCCUUUAGCCUCUGGAAAAGUACGUCCAGUACUAAAAUCUAUGAAAAAACCAUCAAGUAAAAAGAAAAAGACAAAUGUCAUGGACAGUCGUGACCCUUCAUCGGACAAUGAGACGGACGGCUCGACAUUUGACGUCCAUGUCAGUGAAAAUGAAGCCAUGGACGACACAGACAAGCAAAGUAUUGAACAAAUUUAUCAGAAAAAAUCCCAAUUGGAACAUAUUUUACUACGUCCUGAUACUUAUGUGGGUUCAAUUGAACACGUGGAGCAAAACAUGUGGAUUUUGGACGAGCUCCAACAGAAAAUGGUGCUAAAAAAGAUCACAUAUGUGCCAGGAUUAUACAAGAUUUUUGACGAGAUUAUUGUGAAUGCCUGUGAUAAUAAACAACGAGACAAGGCCAUGAAUACACUAAAAGUGACAAUUGACGUACCAAAGAAUGAGAUUUCGGUCUGGAAUAAUGGUAAAGGGAUUCCUAUUGUCUUGCAUAAAGAACAUCAAGUUUAUGUCCCAGAAUUAAUCUUUGGUCAUUUACUUACGGGAAGUAAUUUUGAUGAUAAUAAAAAGAAAACAACCGGGGGACGAAAUGGAUAUGGGGCGAAACUUGCAAAUAUCUUUUCAAAUGAAUUUAUUGUCGAGACGGCCGAUUCAAGUACGAAACAACGAUAUAAACAAGUAUUUGAAAACAAUAUGGGGAAGAAAAAUCCACCCUCCAUCACAAAAUGGACGCAGAAGGAUUUUACGUGCAUUUCAUUUAAACCUGAUUUAGAACGGUUUAAACUUGAUUCGCUAAAUGAAGAUAUCGUCUCGCUGUUUAAGAAACGGGUGUACGAUGUAGCUGGUGUUUCUGGGAAAGGACUGAACGUCUUUCUUAAUGGCGAAAAGAUUCCUAUCAAGUCAUUCCCACAAUAUGUUGCAUUGUAUCCUGGACCUCGUGGCUUUGAAGCUGAGAAGGACACAAAGGAGGAUGAAGACUCUCAUCCGGAAGAAAAUGGUGAUGACGACGACUACGACGAUGAAGAAAGGUCGAAGAAGGUAAAGGCCGCUAAGGGCAAGCCGUCGAACGUUGCAAAGAAUGGAGUUAUCUUUGAAAAGCCGGACGAGCGCUGGCAGGUUGGUAUUGGCAUGAGCGAAGAUGGUUUCCAGCAAGUAAGCUUUGUCAACGGCAUUUGUACCACAAAAGGUGGCCAGCACGUAGCCUAUAUUGUGGACCAAAUUACAACCAAACUUGUCAGUGUACUGAAGAAAAAAAACAAGGGCGACGCCGUCAAACCGAAUUACAUCAAAAACCACAUGUUUGUCUACGUGAGCGCGCUGAUCGAGAACCCCGCGUUUGACUCUCAAACGAAAGAAACCCUGACGACAAGAGCCAACGGCUUUGGAUCAAAUUUCCACCUUAGCGACAAAUUCUUGAAGCAAGUGGAAAAGAGUGGACUAGUAGAGAAAAUUCUUUCUUUCGCGGCAUUCAAGCAGACGGCAGAGCUGCGACGAAAAGGCGGCAGCGGUGGUAAACGGUCACGGCUUACUGGUAUUCCCAAACUGGAUGAUGCCAAUCACGCUGGUACAGCGAAAAGCAAAGAUUGCACUCUGAUUCUAACAGAAGGCGAUUCCGCUAAAACUGUUGCUGUUGGUGGCCUUGCUGUCGUUGGCAGAGAUUACUAUGGUGUCUUCCCAUUGCGAGGUAAGAUGCUAAACGUUCGUGAAGCAAGUCACACUCAAAUUUUGAAGAAUGAGGAGAUUCAAAACGUGGUCAAGAUCCUUGGUCUCAAGUACGGCGAAAACUACGAGUCUACGAAGGGCUUGAGGUAUGGUCACUUGAUGAUCAUGGCAGAUCAAGAUCACGACGGCAGUCACAUCAAGGGUCUGGUGAUCAACCUCAUUCACCACUUUUGGCCAUCACUGCUGCGUCUAGACGGCUUUUUGCAAGAGUUCAUUACUCCAAUUGUAAAGUGCAGCAAAGGACGGACAAAGAAAGUUUUCUACACGAUGCCAGAGUACGAAGCUUGGCGUGAAAGAACAAACCAAGGACGUGGUUGGGUGAUCAAGUACUAUAAGGGUCUGGGUACGAGUACAGCAGCUGAGACCAAGGAGUACUUCUCUGAUCUGCAGACUCAUCAGAUUGAGUUUGCAUACAAAGGAGAUGGUGAUUCGGAUAUCAUUGACAUGGCGUUCUCGAAAAAGCGUGUCGAGGAUCGCAAAGACUGGCUGCGAGGCUACGAACCUGGGACCCACGUUGACUACGAUGUUGAUGCCAUGGGCUACACUGAGUUCGUCAACAAGGAACUCAUUCUUUUCUCCAUGGCCGACAACAUCCGUUCAAUUCCAAGCGCCAUCGAUGGAUUUAAGCCGUCGCAGCGUAAAGUGCUAUUCUGCUGCUUCAAGCGUAACCUUCGGUCGGAGCUCAAGGUCGCACAACUGGCUGGCUACGUGUCAGAACACUCUGCGUACCAUCACGGCGAACAAAGUUUGCAGGGCUGUAUCGUGAAUAUGGCACAGGAUUUCGUCGGAAGCAACAACAUUCACCUUCUGUCACCCAUCGGUCAGUUUGGUACGCGUUUAAUGGGUGGCAAGGAUGCGGCCAGCUCUCGUUAUAUUUUCACAAAUUUGGAACAACUCACGCGUAGGCUCUAUGAUCCUCUGGACAAUGAUGUGCUGAAGUAUUUGGACGAAGACGGCCAGUCAAUCGAACCGGAGUGGUACAUUCCGGUUAUUCCCAUGGUGCUCGUUAACGGCAGUGACGGUAUUGGAACGGGUUGGUCUAGCUCUGUUCCCAACUACAACCCACUAGACAUCAUUAAGAGUCUGCGGAAGAUGAUCAACGGACAGGAAGUCACUCCUCUUAUUCCUUGGUACCGUGGGUUCACUGGUCAUAUUGUGGAAAAGACCAGCUCGCGUGGAACCGAUACUAGCAAUUUUAUUGUCCAGGGUCUGUAUGAGGUCAUUGACGACAGCACGCUCGUGAUCUCAGAGCUUCCUGUUAAGUUGUGGACCCAAACGUACAAACAAUUCUUGGAAGGACUGCUUGAUGCGGGCACAAUCAAGGACUUUAAAGAAAAUCACACCGAUGUGAAGGUGUUAUUCACGAUCACGUUGGAGCCGAAGGUGUUGAGUGAUAUUACCAAGGCCCCAGGAGGAAUUGUCAAAAAGUUUAAACUCGAGUCUUCUUUGUCAACCACGAACAUGCACCUUUUUGAUCGAGACGGUCAUAUCAAGAAGUUUGAGAGCCCUAAAGAUAUCUUGGAGGAGUUUUACAGCGUUCGUCUGGAGUACUACGAUCGCAGAAAGAAGUCCAUGCUGCAGAAAUUGCAGGAUCAAAUUAAACUUCUAUCGAAUAAGGCUCGUUUUGUCCUGUCAGUUGUCGAAGACAAGCUGAUCGUGAAUAACAGAAAAAAGCAAGACCUUUUGGAAGAACUGGUAGCAGAAGGCUACGACCAGAUUGUGCCGAAGUUGAAGAAGAAGAGCGAUACCGAGGACUCGAACGAAUCUAUGGAGGAAGACAACGAUUUGGCUGAUGCCAGCAAAGGCUACGACUACUUAUUAUCGAUGAAGAUCUUGAGCCUGACGAAGGAACGCGUCGACAAGCUGCGUACUGAGCUUCAGGAUCGUGAGCAAGAGUACAGCGUCUUGGAAGGCAGGACGGUGCAGGAUUUGUGGCUCACCGAUCUUGACGAGCUGGAGAAAAUGCUGGUCGAGACAGAAGAAGAGCGUGAGAGGAUUCUGUCGCACACACCUAAGAAGAAGAGCGGAAAAGGUAAGAAGGCUGCUACGAAGAAGAGGAAACGAAAGAAUAGAAAUGACAGCGACAUUGAAGAGGAUGACGAAGAUUCUGACUUUAGUGUCGAAGGGACGAAGAAGCCUCGCAUCAAGGCUAAGCCGAAAACUUCAGUAAAGCGGCCGAUCAAGAAGGAAUCCGCCGCGAGCAAGGUUAAUGGCACAAAGGAGAGCAAGUCAAACUCGAACAAGGAGUCAAAACCAAGUACCAUUACCGCAUUUUUCAAAACCAAGGAAGAACCACCAGCAAUCAAGGAGAAAAGCGAAGAAGAGGUCGAAGAGCUUUCGCUGGCGGAGCGACUUGCUCGUAGAUUCAAAGUUUCUCCCAAGAAGGUUGCACCUGCUUCUACUAGUACACCAAAAGCAAUACGCUCAACUAAGCCUGCGGCGACAAUCGAUUUGGCGGAUUCCGACGAUGAGAAAACGGCCGAAAUGGAUGGGGAAGAUGAUGUCUUCGCCAUGCCUUCAGAUAAUGCGAAGAAGUCUGCGUCAAAGUCCGCAGCAAAUCGAAAGGCCCCUGCCCGUAAAGCACCUGCUAAGAAGUUGCCAGCUGCUAGACCUAAGAAGGCCGCACCGGUCAAGAAGGCUACACUUGCCAAGAAGAAGUCAAAGAAGUCGCCUCUUGAAGAUGAAGACAGUGGUGAUGCAUUUAGCGACGACGCAGCUGCUCCUUCACCAAUAUCUGCUCGUCCCAAACGUCAAGCUCGUACGCAAAAGCGCAUCGUCUGUGAUGUAAUCUCAAGUGAUGACGAGAAGAAAGACAAGAAUGAUGACGCGGAAGAAAGUUUUGCAUUGGAUGAUGCUGACGACGACGACAGUGAUUUCGAGGAAUGA
Peronospora farinosa is the source of this 4689-nucleotide messenger RNA. NCBI's taxonomy places the organism in Eukaryota, Oomycota, Peronosporomycetes, Peronosporales, Peronosporaceae. The record is from the annotation of a GenBank genome assembly.